AUGGACCUGGUAAAUGUUCAGAAAGACUCUUGGGAGGACACAUCUCUCCAUGCCCUCUCAAUCUCCUCUACCCCCACCUCCUCCCUGUCCAUUCACUCCUCCACCAACUCCACCUCCUUCUCUGGAGUGGACCUGCUGUUGGAACUGAAGCCUCUUUUCAUCCCCCUUUACUCAACGGUGGUUUUGGUGGCCUGCUGUGGGAACCUGCUCCUCCUCUUCCUCAUUGGUUUCAACAAGAAGAGUCACAGCACCACCAACUUCCUGAUUGCAAACCUGGCGCUGGUCGACCUGGUCAUGUGCCUGUUCUGCGUGCCACUCACUGCAUUCUACGCCUUUGACAAGCGAGGCUGGAUAUUCGGCGGCUUCAUGUGCCACUUUGUCACCGUCAUGCAGCCUGCCACCGUUUUCGCCGCUGUCCUCUCUCUCACUGCCAUCGCGGUGGACCGGUACGUGGUUGUGGCCUAUCCGAUUCGCCGGCGUGCUGGUGGGCAGUUCUGCUGGGGUCUCGUGGUGGUGAUCUGGCUGAGCUCUCUGGCGCUCUCUGCCCCGACAGCUCUGCACACGGCCCACCUGGACCUCAGCGCAGCGGGCCUCAGCAUGACCAUCUGCGAGGAGUUCUGGCCCGACCAGGACCGCGGACGCCUCCUCUACUCCUGCUUCCUCCUACUCUUCUCUUACUUCCUGCCUCUGGCAGCUGUGUCUGUCUCCUACUGUGCCAUUUCACAUCACCUGAGGCAGAGGACGACUUCUGACCUGGUUGCCAGUCACAGGUGCAGCCAGGAGACAUGGGGGAAGAGAAGGAGGAAGACCUUUGUCCUGCUGCUGGUGUCGGUGCUGUGCUUUGCCGGUUCCUGGCUCCCCCUGCAGGUGGUCAACCUCAUCCGUGACCUGGACCCAGACUUCUCCAUCCUGGGGAAGAGUCACGUCAACCUCAUCCAGGUGUGCUGUCACCUGCUGGCCAUGAGCUCCGCCUGCUACAACCCUUUCAUCUACGCUUCUCUUCACAGCAAGUUCCUGUCCUACUUAUGUCGUCACUUCCUACCACGCCUCAGGGGCGGGGCUCAGGGGCAGAGCAGUCUUACAAAAUCUCACAGACUGCCACGCCUAAACACCUCCUCAACAAUGGUGGACAUCCCUGUUGCCGUUGGUAACAAGAUACCUCAGGACAGCUACUGAGGACCUUAGAAGGUAUCCUUGGAGCUGACAUGGUAUACAUGAUGGGUUGGUUAACAGAAGACAUCCAUGGACUGCUAUUGUGGACUUGUAGACUGCUACAGACAGGACCUUAGUCUGGUCAGAAAGUCAGUUGGAGUCAAAUUUGAGUUUCUAUACAUUCCCUGUGAGCUUUUGUCUGUCUGGCCACAGAAAACACUGAUGACUGUAAAUCAGGUGCUAAAACCUGAAGCAUGUCCUGCUUUGGCCUGGUAAAGAAUGGAGUAUAUUCCUGUCCUGAAAACCAAUGGUUAAAGAUCUCCUCUAAAAGCAGUGUUACAAUAUUAUUAAAGACAGGUCAUUUCUAUAGCUGAACUGUUCUGCAUGUAGGAAAGGUUUCUGAGAUGUCUGCAUGUAAAUUAUUUUGUUGUGAAAGUGUAUGCUUCAAACAACAACAGGGUAAACUUAGUUCUUAUUGAUUUAGCAAAAAGUUGUAUAUAUUUUGUAUUAUAUGCAGUAUAUAUCUUCGCUAGUGUCAAAUGUGUUGUGUCUGUGAAUAUAAUAUAAUAACAUCCCAUGUUAA
Molecule: messenger RNA, 1735 nt
Organism: Osmerus eperlanus (European smelt)
Lineage: Eukaryota; Metazoa; Chordata; Actinopteri; Osmeriformes; Osmeridae
Gene: prlh2r
Product: prolactin releasing hormone 2 receptor
Exons: 1
Coding region: 1-1176 (391 amino acids)
Biological process (GO): G protein-coupled receptor signaling pathway
Cellular component (GO): neuron projection; plasma membrane
Molecular function (GO): neuropeptide Y receptor activity; neuropeptide binding
Source: RefSeq, a predicted model, not a curated record